This is a messenger RNA of Parathielavia appendiculata, 813 nucleotides long. RefSeq lists its product as uncharacterized. The transcript has 2 exons. The record is from RefSeq and is a predicted model, not a curated record. Bases 104 to 682 code for a protein of 192 amino acids. Lineage: Eukaryota; Fungi; Ascomycota; Sordariomycetes; Sordariales; Chaetomiaceae.
ACGUCAACCGUGCCACUCAGCCGAUUGCAGCUCCAACCAUUCGCCUCACUUUCAAGACGGCUCUUGAACUCCUUUCCAUCGCCCUGUCGGCUUACCCACCAUAAUGUCUACGUACUACCAUUUCAACGCCCACCAGCAGCUUCCAACGCCCGCAACAGCGGCCGCCGUCUCGCACAGCCACCAUGGCGGGCGGAAUCGUCGGGCGCCAAAAUUAUCCGUCGCGCAGAACCCACAAAAGCAAUUCCGCGGCGUCAGGAGUAUGAAAGAGCUCACCGAAACUGCAAACCUUGCAGCCUUCCGCAUGCGAUUUGAAGCUGUGCGGUCGUUUGACCUGGAAGAUGACAUGGAGUUCUGCCCGGGCCUGUUGACCGAGAGCGAUCUUGUGUCGAUUCAUAGCUCGUCUUCGGAGCGUUCGUCUUUGGCGAGCAACUCCCCGCAAAGCUCUCCGACUCAGCAGCCUACCCAAGUUGCCUCGGGCUUUUCGCUGCACUCUUCCUCCCCGGCUUUCAUCCCUCCGACGUACCACAGCCAACAGUCGACCUUGAAAAUUCACCAGCCUUCUGCCACUCGCGCCCGCAACGCGAUUCCCAUCAUCAACCCCGCUACUGGCAUCUCCAUGUCGAGCCCGCCACCCUCAGUGUCACCCCCAAGGAUGCAGCAGCCCGUCGGCAGACGGUGGUAAGGUGGUGGCGACGUCUCGCUUCUGUGACGGCCAGACGAGAUUGAGCUAAUCCGAAACCCACCGUCGUCGUUGCAAAUGCGAUGCAUCUCAAUUUGCGCAUUCGCUCAUUUCAGCUGUUCAUCUUGGCGGGC